Tetrahymena thermophila SB210 is the source of this 2664-nucleotide messenger RNA. Its product is annotated as calpain family cysteine protease. NCBI's taxonomy places the organism in Eukaryota, Ciliophora, Oligohymenophorea, Hymenostomatida, Tetrahymenidae. Gene Ontology annotation, molecular function: calcium-dependent cysteine-type endopeptidase activity. The record is from RefSeq and is a predicted model, not a curated record. The transcript is spliced from 3 exons. Gene Ontology annotation, biological process: proteolysis. Gene Ontology annotation, cellular component: cytoplasm.
AUGAGUAGAUUUAAUCCAAAUAAUUUAAGGCAAUUAGAUUUAAAUUAGAUCGAUUUUCAGUAGGACACUAUUUUUUCAGAUGAAGAGUCGUUAGAAGAUUUUAAAGUCAAAGCGAAAAAACUUAUUAAAAGCGCAUUUAAUACCCCCACAAGAAGGGAAUCUAAAUCCAUUUUGCAUACUGGUAAAAAUAGCUCAUAAAAGUCUGUUAAAUUUAAUGAAGUCAAGAUAGAAAAAGAAGGAGAUAGUUUAUAUGUUUCAGAAGUAACUUUACCACAAAACUUAUCAACAAAUCCUGAUGAAUCAGUCUCAUAAUUUAAUGAUUCCAAAUAUUUUCCAUCUUAGUAAAGCUAAAAUAGAAAGUAGAAAAAGCUACUAGUCACUUAAAGAGACUCUCUGCUUUCUUCAUAAGGUCCAUUAAGCACGAGGAGUCAAUCAGCUUAUUCUUCAAUAUCUAAAGAUUUUUAAAAUUGUUAAUAGCCUUAAGAAUUUAAUAUAAAUUAAUAAACUUCUGAUAAAUCAGUCUCAUCUUUAAACAGUUCUUUUGAAGCAUCAAGCUAUUAUUCGAUGAACUGUAAAAGCCCUAGCUCUUAAAAAUAUUCUCUUAAGAGGAGAGCAAUGUCUCAACGUUCGUCUCUCUGUGAGUAGGAAUAUGAUGUACAUGAGUUCGAUGAUCCAGUCUAUUGUAAACAAAAAUAAAUUACAGAAAGAUGGGAAAAUACUCAUAAUUAAAUACUAAUAUAGGAUGUAUUAAAUAAAUACUAAUGCAAUAUAGAUUCGCUUCUCAAAUAUUAAAAAGUUAAAUAGACAAAAAACUUUUAAGACAAAUUGUUUCCUCCAUGUGCCUAUUCUCUAGCAAACAAAGAAACAUCAUAUAAUAUCAAUAAAAUCUGCAAUAUAUCAUGGAAACCUUUGCAUAUGAUCAUAGAUAUAGAUGAAAAAAAAAAUAUUACUUUAGGAUAGUAUAUUAAUAGCAGAGAUAUUAUGACAAAUAACUGGCAUCACAAUAACAUGGCAGACAUAUUAAGCGCACUAGCUGAAGAUAAAUAAAGAGUUAAGAAAUUACUUGACCAAAAUUUUUAUGAAAAUAAUGAGAAAGGUUGUUUUGUUGUCAGAAUUAAUUGCAAGGGAGUAUGGAGAUAUAUUCUGUUGGAUGAUAUGGUUCCUAUUUUUAGAUUAAGCAAAGAACCCGUUUUUUGCUAAAACAAAUUCAAAGCUUUAAGGAAUAUUGAUAUCUGGCCUUUUAUGAUAGAAAAAGCUCUAGCAUCAUAUUAUUAUUGUUAUGAAAAAUUAGAACACGCUGAUAUAGGUCAAACGCUAUUUGAUUUAAGUGGUGCUCCUUAUGAAGAAUUAAACCUGAAAGAAGAGCAGCUUAUGAUAGCAGCUGUAGAAAAAGCCAAUUAAAUGAAUUGGAUUACAAUGGUCAAAGCAAUCUCAGAUGAUAAAAAUAUUUAAUAGCUAAUUCCUAUUUAUAGACUUUACACUAUACAUUACGUUCAAACAAAAAAGAGAGUUAAACUCCUAGUUGUAGAACUUAAAUCAAGAGAUGAUAAUGGAUACUUAAAAUACUGUACUUACAUUAAAGAUAAUUGGGAUAUAAUGCCUCCAGAUUUUUAAGAAUACGCCUUGUAGCAAGCUUAAAAUGACCACAAAGUAUUUAUUACUUAUGAAGAGCUGGUAAAUAGAUUCGACAAGCUUGUAGUAAGCAAAAUUCAUGAUGAUUAUAAUUAUGUCUGUACAAGAAUAAAACAAUCAAAAUAACAUACUGCAUCUAUGUUUAAGUUUUAUCUUUAAAAUUCAUCAUUAUUUUAUCUCUAAGUGAGUUAAUUUGAUAAAAGAAAAAUGACAAACUCUUAUAAAUAUUUACCUUGUAGAGUUAUUUUGUCUAAGUAUGAACCAGAGUAAUAGUAAUUUGUGUAUAGAUAAGGAUUUUACUAAGUAGGAAGAGAUAUUAGCUAAGAAUUUAAUUGUGAAGGAGGUGAAUACUUAGUAUCUGUAUUAUUUGAAACCAAUGAUGAGUAAGCUUUAUAUGAGGCAACUCUUAGUUAUUAUGGUGAUCAAAAAAUAUGCUUUGAUAGAGUCUCUUUCAGAUAAAAUUAACAAAUAUUUGAGCAACAAUUUUCUUCUUAUGCUAAAAAUUAAAUCAAAAGAAAGCUUAGGUUAGGUAAAGCUAAGCACAUAGAUAAUAGUUCAUAGUAUUAUUAUUAAGCUCCUACUACAACUCAGUAACUAGAAAAAAUGGUUAUGUUAGAUUAAUACACAGGUGUGGUUAUAGAAGUAUAUAAUAAUAGCUAAUUAGUAAGCCUAAAUUUUGCAAAAAAUAUGAGUGAAGUUGAUUAAAACUAGCUAACUUACAUUCACAAUAGUCUGUAGGAAGAAAAAGAAAGGCAGGAAUAAGAAGAUAAUAAUUUAAAAAAUCCUCUUAAUGCAAAAAAAUCUAAUAAGAAUAAUUCUCAGAUUAAGUAAUUCUAGGUUUAAUCUGGUUAAGAUUAAACUUUUAUUUACACAAUAAAUAAUUAUCCUUUUUCAAUAAUUUCGAAACUAAAAUAAAAUUUAAAGUAAAUUUUUAGCAUUAUUUUAUUUAGAUUUAUUUAUUUAAGCAUUAAUAAAAUUUAUUCACAUUAUUUUUUUUAUUUUUAAAAAUAUAUAAAAUUCACUUUAAAGUGA